Molecule: messenger RNA, 936 nt
Organism: Onychostoma macrolepis
Lineage: Eukaryota; Metazoa; Chordata; Actinopteri; Cypriniformes; Cyprinidae
Product: olfactory receptor 52Z1P-like
Exons: 1
Coding region: 1-936 (311 amino acids)
Biological process (GO): G protein-coupled receptor signaling pathway
Cellular component (GO): membrane
Molecular function (GO): olfactory receptor activity; G protein-coupled receptor activity
Source: RefSeq, a predicted model, not a curated record
AUGAAAAACUCAUCGAUUAUUAUACUGGAGGCCUUUUACGGAAUGGAGGGUCUUAAAUACCUUUAUUUCAUGAUCUUUUUCAUGUUGUACAUGUUUGUACUGUUUGCAAACACCACUGUGAUUUUUGUCGUAAUUAGCAACAAAGUGCUUCAUAAACCUAUGCACAUAUUUCUAUGUCACCUGGCUGUGAAUGGCAUCUAUGGUAGCACAGCUUUGCUUCCCCCCUUGCUGGGUACUUUAAUGUCUCCUUCUCAUGAGAUAUCUUUGGCAGGCUGUAAGGCUCAAACUUACUUCCUGCACACAUAUGCUAUCAUAGAGUUCACCAUUCUGUCAGUCAUGUGCUACGAUCGCUAUGUGGCCAUCUGCUACCCACUGCAGUAUCACGCUAUCAUGACCAUAACAAAAGUGUGUAAACUAAUAGCUUUCUCAUGGGGAUAUCCUUUAGUGGCAUUCGCUUUGUUUUUUAUUCUGACUCUGCGCUUGGCAAUCUGUAGAAACAUUAUAGGGCGAGUUUACUGCUCCAACUAUUCUCUUGUCAAACUGUCUUGUGAUGACACAAAUGUUGUGAGUGCCAUUGGACUGCUUUCUGUUGUUGUAUACACUUUUCCUCAGCUUGCGAUGACUUUCUAUUCAUAUGGACAUAUUCUUAAAAUAUGCUUUACUGCCACUAAAGAGUCUAAAAUAAAAGCACUGAAGACCUGCACUCCACACUUAUUUGCAAUUCUGAACUACAGUGUGGGAUGUUUUUUUGAAAUUGUACAAAGUCGCUUUGACACAAGUUAUCUCCCAUUUGAAACACAAAUAUUUAUGUCACUUUAUUUCUUGAUAUUUCCUCCAAUUCUGAAUCCAGCCAUUUAUGGGCUGAGUGUUCAGGCUCUGAGAGGCAAUAUUUUUCGACUUUGUGGCUCUAGGAAUAAGUUACUGCCUUUAAAGUAG